UAUUUGACCUUGUUAGAGUCUGCUUCCAAGAAUUUUUUACUAGUUUAUGUAAAGAAAGCCUCGAAUUUCAAAGCGACAAAGUUUGGGCUGGAAUGACCUUGGAUUCGAUAGGUCGCUUUAGUACCGAGAAUAAGCUACGUCAAGCUCACGAUUAAAAUGACUCAUUCUAAUUUUGAGUUGACGUGCUCAAACUUUGUUUGUGUUUGAGGCUGUUUCACAGCUUUGCAGCAACCGGCUUUGAGAUUCCUGUCGAAUCUUCAACGAGGGUAUGUCAGUUAGAAAAACUUAUGAUCCGCUAACCGUAAAAAUUCUACUGAAACACGGAUGAAGAUAGUGAAAGUUACCACCUCACGAGAGAACUGGCAUAACUGAUCGUUCUAAUUUCUCUUGCAAAUAUGGCUUACUACAAAUGACGCGUAGAACUUCCACAAUUAAUUGAGCGUCAUAAUAGCGAAUGGAAAGAAGAAAAGGACAACCAACAAUAACUGAACAAGUUAGGAAGACUACAGCCAUGGGUACGGGCGCUUCUACCGUCGAAAAGCAUGAAAGUACAACAUCUAUGGUCAACUAUGAACCCAGGGACCCAAAAAGUGUUAUGUUCAAUAGUGCUCGCACAGGAAAUGAAAAAGACCUGACCUUAGUUUUACAGCAAGGAAUGGAUCCAAACGAAAGAGAAUCGCAAUUUUCGAGGACAUUGAGCCGUUUCCUCUGCAUGGCUGUAUUUAUAAUUCCCCUCUUUUCUCAUAGCUUACGAGCGCUGCAUUUUACUGCCCGCCACGGUCACUCACACUGCUUGGAAAUUCUCAUAAAAUACGGCGCAGACGUGACAGCUGAAGAUUUCUACGGCUGGCAAGCUAUACACGAAGCCGCACUUAACGGCCACAUCGACUGUCUUGCAUCAUUAUUAGAAAAAGGUGCAAAAGUGGACUCUGCCACGUAUAAUAACAAUGGCCCCAACACGCCGCUUCAUUACGCUGCAAGGCACGGCUAUGUAGAAAGUGUGCGACUGCUUUUGAUGUACGGCGCUGAUUGGAAGAGCGUCAAUAAUUUUGGCGAGACGCCACUGCAUUGCACUGCUAUGCGUGGGUACGUGGAUUGCAUGCAGACACUUGUGCGAGCAGGAGCCGAUAUCAACAGUGAAACCCGCGAUGGUCUCACCCCUGCAUACUUCAGCGCUGUAUGUGGUCAUUCAAGGUACCUUAAAGAGGUAAUAAAACAAGGUACGGAUAUCAACAGGAAGUAUAAAGCAAUCCAGACAACCUUGUUACACAAAGCUGCAGAGGCCGGUCAAAUAAAGGUCCUCAAGGCCCUUUUACGUAGGGGCGCUAAUACAGAAAUACACUCUGGAUCACAGUCUUUUACCCCAAUACACCUGGCAGCGCGCAUGGGUCAAGACAAAGGAGUGGAAUUACUAAUAAAAUACGGUGCAAAUAUGGAAGCGUUGUCAGCUAAGGGAUACACACCUCUCCAUCAUGCUUCACGCUGUGGGAAACUUGAAGUCGGAAAGGUGCUGAUCGCGUCUGGAGCAAAUAUCAAUGCCAUUUCAGAAGCGGACCACGAGACACCAUUGCACAUGUGCGUCCAGAAGCAUGACAGGGAGUUUACAAAGCUUCUUAUUAAAGCCAAUGCUGAUCUCAACAUCCGGGAUAGUAGAGGCAACCGACCAAUAGACAUGAAGCACCUUAACGAUGAUGUAGUCAACAUCCUCAGGGCCGCCAUGUUUGAAAAGGAAAGAGUGAACACAGCGACAACAAGCUGAAUUUUAAUUUCCCCUUUUUUUAUUUAAUGAAACUACCUUAAGACAAGCUUGUCCCAAAAUCAUUACUUUGAAGUGUUAGACGUCAUAUUAAUUGUAUUGUAUUACAUCUCUGAUCUAUCUUAUUUAUAAUAAAAGAUAUUAC
Stylophora pistillata is the source of this 1901-nucleotide messenger RNA. RefSeq lists its product as uncharacterized. Gene Ontology annotation, molecular function: protein binding. The record is from RefSeq and is a predicted model, not a curated record. Gene Ontology annotation, biological process: positive regulation of protein catabolic process; protein ubiquitination; innate immune response. Lineage: Eukaryota; Metazoa; Cnidaria; Anthozoa; Scleractinia; Pocilloporidae. Gene Ontology annotation, cellular component: cytoplasm.